Molecule: messenger RNA, 7455 nt
Organism: Gavialis gangeticus (Gharial)
Lineage: Eukaryota; Metazoa; Chordata; Crocodylia; Gavialidae
Product: cytoplasmic FMR1-interacting protein 2
Exons: 31
Coding region: 60-3821 (1253 amino acids)
Biological process (GO): regulation of actin filament polymerization; cell morphogenesis; axon guidance
Cellular component (GO): synapse; neuron projection
Molecular function (GO): small GTPase binding
Source: RefSeq, a predicted model, not a curated record
GGCGGCGGCGGCGGCAUCCCCGGCCCCCGGCGCAGCACAGCGCCUUUGCAGACGGGACCAUGACCACUCACGUCACGCUGGAGGAUGCCUUGUCCAACGUGGACCUGCUGGAGGAGUUGCCCCUGCCUGACCAGCAGCCAUGCAUCGAACCACCCCCAUCUUCCAUCAUGUACCAGGCUAAUUUUGACACCAACUUUGAAGACCGAAACGCCUUUGUGACCGGCAUCGCCAGGUACAUCGAGCAGGCGACAGUGCACUCUAGCAUGAAUGAAAUGCUGGAGGAAGGACACGAAUAUGCCGUGAUGCUUUACACGUGGAGGAGCUGCUCCAGGGCCAUACCCCAGGUGAAAUGCAAUGAGCAGCCCAACCGGGUGGAGAUCUACGAGAAGACGGUGGAAGUGCUGGAGCCAGAGGUCACCAAACUGAUGAAGUUCAUGUAUUUCCAGCGCAAAGCCAUCGAGCGGUUCUGCAGCGAGGUGAAGCGCCUGUGCCACGCAGAGAGGAGGAAGGACUUUGUGUCCGAGGCCUAUCUGCUCACGCUGGGGAAGUUCAUCAACAUGUUCGCCGUGCUGGACGAGCUGAAGAACAUGAAGUGCAGCGUCAAGAACGACCACUCUGCCUACAAAAGGGCAGCCCAGUUUCUGCGGAAGAUGGCCGAUCCCCAGUCCAUCCAGGAGUCCCAAAACCUCUCCAUGUUCCUGGCGAACCACAACCGCAUCACGCAGUGCUUGCAUCAGCAGCUGGAAGUGAUCCCGGGCUACGAGGAGCUGCUGGCGGAUAUUGUCAACAUCUGUGUGGAUUACUACGAAAACAAGAUGUACCUGACCCCCAGCGAGAAGCACAUGCUCCUGAAGGUGAUGGGGUUUGGUCUGUAUCUGAUGGAUGGCAACGUCAGUAAUAUUUACAAACUGGAUGCCAAGAAGAGAAUCAACCUCAGCAAGAUCGACAAGUUCUUCAAGCAGCUGCAGGUGGUCCCUUUAUUCGGCGAUAUGCAGAUAGAACUGGCCAGAUACAUUAAGACCAGUGCUCACUAUGAGGAGAACAAAUCCAAGUGGACCUGCACCCAGAGCAGCAUCAGUCCCCAGUACAACAUCUGUGAGCAAAUGGUCCAGAUCCGUGAUGACCACAUCCGCUUCAUUUCGGAGCUGGCUCGCUACAGCAACAGCGAGGUGGUCACUGGCUCAGGACUGGACAGCCAGAAAUCAGAUGAGGAAUACAGGGAGCUCUUUGACCUGGCCUUGCGGGGGCUGCAGCUGCUCUCCAAGUGGAGCGCCCAUGUCAUGGAGGUGUACUCCUGGAAGCUGGUUCAUCCCACGGAUAAGUUCUGUAACAAGGAUUGCCCGGGCACCGCGGAGGAGUAUGAGAGAGCCACCCGCUACAACUACACCAGCGAGGAGAAGUUUGCCUUUGUGGAGGUCAUUGCCAUGAUCAAGGGCCUGCAAGUGCUGAUGGGCCGGAUGGAGAGCGUCUUUAACCAGGCCAUCCGAAACACCAUCUACGCCGCGCUGCAGGACUUUGCCCAGGUGACGCUGCGUGAGCCGCUCCGUCAGGCCGUCAGGAAGAAGAAGAACGUCCUGAUCAGCGUCCUUCAGGCCAUUCGGAAGACAAUUUGUGACUGGGAGGGAGGCCGCGAGCCCCCGAACGACCCCUGCCUGAGAGGCGAGAAGGACCCCAAGGGCGGAUUUGAUAUUAAGGUCCCGCGGCGAGCGGUAGGGCCGUCGAGCACGCAGCUGUACAUGGUCCGGACCAUGCUGGAGUCGCUGAUCGCAGACAAAAGCGGCUCAAAGAAGACGCUGAGGAGCAGCCUGGAUGGGCCCAUUGUGCUGGCCAUCGAGGAGUUUCACAAGCAGUCCUUCUUCUUCACACACCUGCUUAACAUCAGUGAAGCCCUGCAGCAGUGCUGCGACCUGUCCCAGCUCUGGUUCCGCGAGUUCUUCCUGGAGCUGACCAUGGGCCGCCGCAUCCAGUUUCCCAUUGAGAUGUCUAUGCCGUGGAUACUCACGGACCACAUCCUGGAAACCAAAGAACCCUCCAUGAUGGAAUACGUCCUCUACCCCUUAGACCUGUACAACGACAGCGCCUAUUACGCCUUGACCAAGUUCAAAAAGCAGUUCCUGUACGAUGAGAUUGAAGCUGAAGUGAACUUGUGUUUUGACCAGUUUGUGUACAAGCUGGCGGAUCAGAUCUUUGCCUAUUACAAAGCCAUGGCCGGCAGUGUCUUAUUGGAUAAGCGCUUCCGGGCAGAGUGUAAGAAUUACGGCGUGAUUAUUCCUUACCCGCCAUCCAACCGCUACGAGACGUUGCUCAAACAGAGACACGUCCAGCUGCUAGGGAGGUCAAUUGACCUGAACAGGCUUAUUACCCAGCGCAUCUCAGCUGCCAUGUACAAGUCGUUAGACCAGGCUAUCAGCCGCUUUGAGAGUGAGGACCUGACAUCCAUCGUGGAACUGGAGUGGCUUUUGGAGAUCAAUCGCCUGACCCACCGGCUGCUAUGCAAACACAUGACUUUGGACAGCUUCGACGCCAUGUUUCGGGAGGCCAAUCACAAUGUCUCCGCGCCAUACGGACGCAUCACCCUGCACGUCUUCUGGGAGCUGAACUUUGACUUCCUGCCCAACUAUUGCUACAACGGAUCCACCAACAGGUUUGUACGGACAGCAAUACCCUUCACCCAGGAGCCGCAGCGGGACAAGCCAGCCAACGUCCAGCCCUAUUACCUCUACGGAUCAAAGCCUCUCAACAUUGCCUACAGCCACAUCUACAGCUCCUACCGCAACUUUGUGGGGCCGCCUCACUUCAAGACGAUCUGCCGGCUCCUGGGUUAUCAAGGGAUCGCCGUCGUCAUGGAGGAGUUGCUGAAGAUUGUCAAGAGCCUGUUACAAGGUACCAUCCUGCAGUACGUGAAAACGUUGAUAGAAGUGAUGCCCAAGAUAUGCCGCUUGCCAAGACAUGAAUAUGGAUCUCCAGGUAUCUUGGAGUUCUUCCAUCACCAGCUGAAGGACAUCAUUGAGUACGCAGAGCUGAAGACCGAUGUCUUCCAAAGCCUUAGGGAAGUGGGCAACGCUAUUCUGUUCUGUCUUCUCAUUGAGCAGGCCCUGUCCCAGGAAGAAGUUUGUGAUUUGCUGCAUGCUGCUCCCUUCCAAAAUAUUUUGCCCAGGGUCUACAUCAAAGAAGGAGAACGCUUGGAGGUACGCAUGAAGCGUCUCGAAGCCAAGUACGCCCCACUUCACCUGGUUCCCUUAAUAGAGAGGCUGGGAACUCCUCAGCAAAUAGCCAUUGCUCGGGAGGGCGACUUGCUGACCAAGGAGCGGCUGUGCUGCGGGCUGUCCAUGUUCGAGGUGAUCCUGACGCGCAUCCGGAGCUACCUGCAGGACCCGAUCUGGCGCGGGCCCCCGCCGACCAACGGGGUGAUGCACGUGGAUGAGUGCGUGGAGUUUCACCGCCUCUGGAGCGCCAUGCAGUUCGUCUACUGCAUCCCCGUGGGCACCAACGAGUUCACGGCAGAGCAGUGCUUUGGAGACGGUCUGAAUUGGGCGGGCUGCUCCAUCAUCGUGCUCCUCGGACAGCAGCGACGCUUCGACCUCUUCGACUUCUGCUACCACCUGCUGAAAGUGCAGAGGCAGGACGGCAAGGACGAAAUCAUAAAGAACGUGCCCCUAAAGAAGAUGGCUGACCGCAUCAGGAAGUACCAGAUCCUGAACAAUGAGAUUUUUGCCAUCCUGAACAAGUACAUGAAGUCAGUGGAAACAGACAGCUCCACCGUCGAGCACGUGCGUUGCUUCCAGCCCCCCAUCCACCAGUCCCUGGCCACCACCUGCUAAGCGGCAAGUGCGAGCACGGACACGAAACCCUUUGGGUUGGGAGGUGACAAGAAGCUGGACUUAGCGGAGUGGAUUUGGCAACGCAACUAGACUGGACGUACCCAAGACACACAAGGACGCAUCAUCCUGCCUGGCCCUGUCUGAGUGCAUGUUCUUCUGUGACAUCCCUGUGAUUGGUUUUACUUGUAGCUUAAAAGAGGGGAUGCGGGGGAGGGAGGUUUAGGGCAAAAUGUGCUUUUUUUUCCAUGAAGUGUCAGUGUUUUCCAGAACACAAAACCUCGGGGGCCGUAGGAAAGUCCCGGGCACGGGGUGGCAGUCGGAGGAGCCGCGUGUUCUCAGCACGCUGGAAGUCCUCCCCCAAAGUGGACAGCGAGGGGCCACACAGAGCUCCCGUCAUCUUGCGAGAGGGGGGCCACAUGUCAGGACAAUUUGGAGAGAGGCGUAAAAGGCAGCAUAGCAAGUUGUCUGGCCAAAGAAAGGUUGAUGUUGAGCUGGAUUGCAAGCUCCCUGUCCACCUAGGGCUGGAGAUAUACCCCCACUCGUUGUGAUACAGCCCAGGCCCUCCUAGAUUCGGUCUCUUUGUUAAGGGGAUUUUAUGACAGGUGUGUUCCAAAAUAGCAAAGAUAGGAAGGCUGAAUGGUGCUUUUCAGUGUUAGCUGGAAGACAAAAUCAUGACGUGGUGCUUUUCUAUUGUGUUUCAUCCUCCUACAGCUAAUUGCAAAGAGUGAGCCAUGAUUGCUCUUAAUGAGUCAGUGCUAUGCCGUGCUGAUCUGGGUAUGCUACUGCAUACUGAAAAAUCAGUGAUCCCAAGAGCAACCACAGCUGUCUCCAGAAUGUCCCAAAGCUUCAGGUUUUUUUAGCCCAGUCUCCAAAAUCCUCAUUCUGGAAUGAGCUGAAAUCUGCAGCUCACGUACGUUCCUGAGUGCCGUUUCUCUGUUCGCGGUGAGCUCGCCGUGGCACAUCUGCCGACAGACGGGCCCACGGGGGAUGGAGAAUGGCAGCAGAGUUCAUGCAGACCCUUGCGCACAGGGGAGAGAUGGUCUUUUAGCAAGAGAAGCAGCAAACAAAGGUAGUGCUCAGAGGCUUUGGCUUGGGAAAUACAGAUUCUGUUUCCUUCCCUCUCCCUGGUGUCCAAGAUUUUCCAAAGUAGAAAAGUUAGUAGCAGCUUCAAGGAGAAUUUCACCCUUUUCCACCCUACCCUGUGUCAGCAUGACCGCAGCGAUGUGCAGGGUGAGCCAAGAGCUCGCCUCUACUUGCGUCUUCCUGCAACGCCCCCCUUGUACGUCGCUGAAGCGUCCCCAGCAUUACAUAGAGAUUCAGAGGUGAUGGGAGACCGUGCACGUGUAGGGUUGCCAAUUCUGAAUCUAUCCCGGGGGGUUUCAUCACAUGACGUAAUGACAUUAAUGACUGAGCUAUUUGCGUAGAUCGGUUAUGGAUCACGGUGCGUGGGAGGAGAAUGCACAUGGCUAUUACAUUUAAAAAACCCACUGUAUACAUCAGAUUCAACAUUUAAUAUUUAUUUUAAUGAAUGCCUUCUCUUCCUUCUGGACAAAUGUCAUGUCAUAAGUAUGCUGUCAUUUAUUUCCUGGGUGACUCUCAGCAGUCUCCUGGGGAUUUAUAUCUAAUUCCUGGAGACUCCAGGGAAAGCCUGGAGGGUUGGCAACCCAUUCCACAUGCCUCUCUGUUAAACCACCUCAGUCUCAUGCCCCAGCCCUGAGAAAGGUUUCAUUUUUUCUUGCCAGUAGUCAGGUCAAGUAAGACCCAUGCUGGGAGGUAACAGAGAUGUGUUAAUAGACCUGCAUCGCAACCUGACCCAUGCUUUCAGACAGCACAAUCCAGUGCUGUCACAGGGAGUUAGGGAGCUAGAGACAGGGAGAAUACAUAACCAUAGAAAGAGGUUAGCAGAACGUGGAAUCGGGCACGUUUGUGCUAUGAAAUAACGGGGCUACGAUCCUACUGAGAUCCUAAAUUGGGUUUUUGGUGACCUCAAUAGUUGGAGGUUUGUGAUUCUGCUGAAUGACAAGCACUGGCCCAAUUUUGGCAGUCAGAUCAGUCUCUGGGCACAACGCAAGGAAAUACCCAACUGUGUUUGUCAUGUCACAAAGUGUUGGGGCUGUGCUGGAAAAUACCAGGAGUAAGAAAGUCAUGCUUAAGAAUGAGAUAUACCCCAUGACCCUGUGUCAGCCACCUAGACACUACUGGAUGUACUGCACUAGUAGGUAAAUGCCAGUUCAAAAGUUUAGGCUUUUGAAGGAGUCAUGAUACAUUCACAUAUGCAUACAUGUUGCCUUGAAGUGUAAUAUUCUUUGAUGUAAUCUGGGGGCGUGAAGUCCUGUGAGGUCUAUCAGCACAACUGGAUGAACUGAAAUGCAAUGCCUAAAACAGAGAUUUGCUGAUAUGGGGUGGUGAGCGUGACGGUAGAAAGCACCCUCCAGGCUUGUACAAGGGUCAACAUUUUUUAGCAGGAAACCCAAAUCAUGUGUGCCAAGUGAGGAGUGGGGUUGUUGGGAUGGUUGUGCGCAUUUGCUGCGGGGGAUAUGCAGAUGUGUUGGUCAAAUGGUUCAGGAAGUUGGUUUCCGAGAUCAGUGACGCUACCUUGUUCAUACAACUUGACUUUCACCCCAAGGACAGUAGUACAGCUCGGCUUCGGUGCUCAAGCCCCCCUUGACUGAACAUGAAGGAGGACACAGACCACUCGGUGAAGUGGUCAGCCUCUUCCCUUUUGGCUUAUUUAUUUGAAUCUAAUCAUUUUCAGUGGAAAAAAGGUGCAUGCUGGUAGCCGUCAUAGUAGCUCAUCAUGGGAACAGGUUGUGACGGGACGUGGGAAAUUCUCCGUUGGGAGUCCUUCAAUGAAGGCCAGAGGUCUUCUUGAGGGAAAUCAUGUAGUUCAAGCACAAGCUGUUGUUGAACCUGGUGCAGGACUCCUGGGGUGAAAUGUUCAGGUCCGGGUCACGUAGGAGGUCAGACAAAAUGAUUGUUACAGCCCUUUCUGGCCUUAAAAUGUGUGACUCUUAGUAUUUGCAAUGCACAGACCUGUCCCGUGGUCUUCAGCAGCCCCAUAGAAAGGGGAAUCGAACCAAUUCAGAUCCUGCAUGCAGUGGUGUGUUUUUUCCCCUGACAACACAUGCUAGGAGCAUUGAACAACACACUAGUCCUUAUUUCCCCCUGUAUGAAUCCAGUUCAAUGGGCUUAGGUGUGCUGGCAACCCGGAGCAGAACUUUGUUUUUAAAAAAUUUAAAAGAAAAUGUUGAGAAAAAAAUAAUUAUCUUGUCAAAUGUAUCAUAUUUGUAUGAAGAGCUGCUUGGGGGUUUUUGUACAAUGAAUUUACAUUUAUUUAUGGUGAGGUAUAUUUAUGCUCGUGGUCAAACCUGGUGUUAAAUUUUGUAAUCAUAUUUGCUAUGCAGCUUAAGAUGAUCUUUUGGUUUUGUAUUUUUUUUUUUGGUGAUUGUUCCGACUUUGGGUUAACAGAAGCUUCCAUCUCCGUUCAGGCGCUUCUGUAAUGAUCAAGCAUCUGGUACGUGGUGAUAUGUCCUGUAAUACAGCAACCACCAGUGUGCACAAGCAAAUGUGGGAUGAAUUCUGUGAUGAUGAAAAAUAAAAAGCUGGGCUCACUGAGGAAGUGGGCAGAUCUUUC